Linum trigynum is the source of this 2172-nucleotide messenger RNA. Lineage: Eukaryota; Viridiplantae; Streptophyta; Magnoliopsida; Malpighiales; Linaceae. The record is from the annotation of a GenBank genome assembly.
AUGCCUUCCAUGGCGCAAAACGGCCGCGUAACAACCGACUUCAAGCAGUCGAAUCAAGCUCACAACUCCAAUGCCUUCGCCAGAAGGGAGGAGAUUAGGCAACAGAGAGAAUCUCUUCCUAUUGCCUCCGUGAAGGAAAGACUGAUCGAAGAGGUGAAGAAACAUGAUGUAUUGAUCAUUGUUGGUGAGACUGGGAGCGGGAAAACAACUCAAAUACCUCAAUUUCUAUUUAGUGCUGGCUUCUGUCGUGAAGGAAAGAGUGUUGGGAUCACACAACCUAGGCGUGUGGCUGCUGUCACUGUUGCUAAGAGAGUGGCUGAAGAAUGUGGGGUUGAAUUGGGGCAAAAGGUUGGGUACUCGAUUCGGUUUGAUGAUAGAACUUCUGGGGUAACUAGGAUUAAGUACAUGACUGAUGGACUGCUGUUGAGGGAGGCAUUACUCGACCCAUAUCUGUCAAGGUACUCGGUCGUCAUUGUUGAUGAAGCACAUGAGAGAACUGUUCACACUGAUGUCCUGUUGGGCUUGCUGAAAAAUGUACAAAAAGCUCGGUUGAAAUCUGGCACUCUAGAUAUGAUUGCUAGUAAGAAGAAUGGUACUAAUGGAACAUUGCCAGGAAAAGAAGGUAUCAGCCAAUCAGCCAAUGUUCUCAAGCAAUCCCAAGACAGGAAAUUCCCUCCCUUGAAGCUAAUCAUUAUGUCUGCGAGUUUGGAUGCACGAGUUUUUUCUGAGUACUUUGGUGGUGCCAGAGCUGUUCACAUUCAAGGCCGGCAGCAUCCUGUUGAUAUACUUUACACUCUUUAUCCUGAAAAAGAUUAUGUCGAUGCAGCCUUAGUGACAAUAUUUCAGAUUCAUUUGGAAGAGCGCCACGGUGAUAUACUUGUAUUCUUGACUGGGCAAGAAGAGAUUGAAGCUGUUGAGAGGCUUGUUCAGGAACGACUGCGUCAACUGCCUGAAAGCAAUAGAAAGUUGGUAACAGUUCCCAUAUUCUCAUCUCUUCCAUCUGAGCAGCAGAUGCGUGUAUUUAUGCCAGCCCCUGAUGGUCACCGUAAGGUUGUACUAGCAACAAAUAUAGCAGAAACAUCCGUGACAAUUCCUGGAAUCAAGUUUGUCAUUGAUCCUGGAUUUGUAAAAGCUCGCUCAUAUGACCCAGCUAAGGGGAUGGAGUCCUUGAUUAUCAUUCCAACUUCAAAAGCUCAAGCUCUUCAAAGAAGUGGUCGUGCUGGGCGUGAAGGGCCAGGGAAAUGUUUUCGUCUUUACCCUGAGAGUGAAUUUGAGAAACUUGAGGAUUCAACAAAGCCAGAAAUCAAGCGGUGCAACCUCGCAAAUGUCAUUUUGCAGCUUAAAGCUCUUGGUGUUGACGAUAUAUUCGGGUUUGACUUCAUUGAAAAACCAUCUAGGGCAGCUAUUGUUAAAUCGCUGGAACACUUGUUUCUUCUGGGCGCUUUGACGGAUGACUGCAAAUUAUCUGAUCCAGUUGGACACCAGAUGGCUCGCCUUCCUUUAGACCCUAUUUAUUCUAAAGCUCUUAUCCUAGCCAGUCAGUUCAACUGUUUGGAAGAAAUGUUGAUUACUGUAGCAAUGCUGUCCGUGGAUUCAGUCUUCUAUGCACCCCGUGAAAAGUUAGACGAAUCAAGAACUGCUGCUAAAUGCUUUGCAAAUCCAGAUGGGGACCACAUUACUUUGAUUAAUGUAUAUCGAGCAGCUGAAGAUCUUCUGGAGAAAAGGAAGAGUGUUCCUCAUACAGAGAGAAACGAGAAAAUUUUUAAAGCAAAAAGUGAGAAGAUAUUCAAAAGAUGGUGCAAGGAAAAUUUCAUUAAUGGUCGUUCUGUGAGGCAUGCACGGGAUAUACAUAGUCAAAUUCGUGGACACGUUGAACAAAUGGGUCUUCGGAUCACUUCUUGCGGAGAUGAUAUGCUCCAAUUCCGCAGAUGCCUUGCUGCAUCAUUUUUCAUUAAUGCAGCUUUGAAGCAGCCGGAGGGAAAUUAUAGGGCUUUCGGAACUGGUCAAGUAGUUCAGAUUCACCCUUCCUCUGUGCUGUUUCAGUCAAAGGUUGAGUGCGUCGUGUUCAAUGAAAUGGUUCAAACUACUAACAAGUACAUCCGGAAUGUAACCAGGAUCGAGUAUAUGUGGUUAACUGAGCUUGCGCCACACUACUACACCAUGCAGAGUUGA